AUGUUUUAAUUUCAUAGAAGAAGUUAAACAAUUUAAUUUGACAAUGGACCUUAAAAAAUCACAGAUGCAGCCUAAGAUUUUAUUAAUUCCAUAUUGGUGAUUGAUCCUAAAUAAAGAUUUGAUAUAUCAUAGGCUGCGAAUCAUCCACUUAUAUAAAGUACUUUUUAUUUUUCUACGAGAUCCACAUCCACAUGCGAAUAAAUAAAAUUGA
Paramecium sonneborni is the source of this 211-nucleotide messenger RNA. The record is from the annotation of a GenBank genome assembly. Lineage: Eukaryota; Ciliophora; Oligohymenophorea; Peniculida; Parameciidae.